This is a messenger RNA of Rhinolophus ferrumequinum (greater horseshoe bat), 1068 nucleotides long. Its product is annotated as CXXC-type zinc finger protein 1-like. Bases 1 to 1068 code for a protein of 355 amino acids. Gene Ontology annotation, biological process: positive regulation of DNA-templated transcription. Gene Ontology annotation, cellular component: Set1C/COMPASS complex. Lineage: Eukaryota; Metazoa; Chordata; Mammalia; Chiroptera; Rhinolophidae. The transcript has 9 exons. The record is from RefSeq and is a predicted model, not a curated record.
AUGGCGUGCCGUGUGCAAGUGUGGCAGCGGCCCUGGAUGAGUGACACUGAGGAGUGCCUGGAUCCUGCACUGAAGAAGCAGGCAGUGAAUGUGAAGAAAAUGGAACAUUUGAAGAAAAAAGUGGAGCGGAAGAAGAAGAAACAGCAGAAGUGGAAGCCCAUGGAAAAAUGGAAACAGCCAGAGCAGAUGGAUGCUAAGGACCCAGCCCCGCUGCAGCAGUGCUUGGGACCUGGCUGUGUGUAUCCCACCCGGCCAGGCUCCAAAUACUGCUCAGACGCCUGUGGCAUGAAGUUGGCAGCUGACCGCAUUUAUGAGAUCCUGCCCCAGCGCAUCCAGCAGUGGAAGAACAGCCCCUGCAUUGCUGAGGAGCACGGCAAGAAAAUGCUUGAGCGCAUCCACCGUGAGCAGCAGGACACCCAAGCCUAUCUAAAGGAGAUGGAGCGUCAUUUCCAUGAACUUGAGGCCAUAAUUCUGCGUGGCAAGCAGCAGGCUGUGUACAACGAUGAGGAGAAAAGCGAAGAUGGCGGGGACAGCAGUCGCCUGCAGAUCUUCUGUGUCUCCUGUGGGCAAUCCACCAAUAUGCGUGUCGCCCUGCGUCACAUGGAGCGCUGCUUUGCCAAGUAUGAGUGCAAAUCGUCUUUCGGGUCCUUAUACCCCACUUGCAUUGAGGGGACCACCAGGCUCUUCUGUGAUAAGUAUGACCCACAGACUAAGAGGUACUGUAAGCGGCUCCAGGUGCUGUGCCCUGAGCACUCGAAGGACCCCAAGGUACCGGAUGAUGAGGUGUGUGGUUGCCCACUAGUGCACAAUGUCUUUGAACUCACUGAUAAUUUCUGUCACCUUCCCAAACGCUUGUGCAACCACCACUAUUGCUGGGAGAAACUAAGGCGUGCCGAGGUGGACCUACAGCGCAUUCGUGGGUUGCAGAAACUGGAAGAGCUGAAUAUGCAGGAGCACAAGGUGCGCACAGCUAUGAUGAACCGGGCAGGUCUGGUGGCCCUGAUGCUUCAUCAGACAGUCCAGCACGACCCGCUCACCUCUGACCUGCGCUCCAAAGUAGACAGCUGA